AAUUAGAUAAACGGUUACUGAAAAGAAAGACGGACUCGCAAAUAGUCAUCAGUUAGGUUAUGCAAGGCAUUGCAUGGAUUAAUCAGAUAAAGUGCAUGAGGACUCUGGUAUUUUGCAGUUGUAGAAGUUUUCUUUUUUUAUCUGGCGGCAUAUUUAGGGGACACCUGCUGCUGACUUUGACAUUCUGUAUUGACAUUGUCAAAUAAAUAACACAAUUAAGAACAUUUAAAAAUGCGAUUCUAUAAUACGACAAGCUUAAGUGUAAUAACAGGCUGGCUAUGAGUGCGGCGCUUGCAGCAGUUUGCUGUAAUUCAGCACUCAGAUGAACAUAAAAGCCCGACCGUCCCGCAGCCCUAACUUCACCUGCACUGCCGCCUCCUGGACGGACACGCCGGCUCUGCCGGGGAUUUGCUAUAAACUCGUAAGCUGAAGGAUCUCGCCCAAAGCGAGGAAAGCGGCGCUCAGGCGACGGGAUGGCGAGCCGAGUGAUCUUCGCAUUUAAGACAGUCGUCCUGCUCGGGGUCUUGCUGAUACAAACUGGGACCAUGGGCCGAAGCAGGAGCACAGGGCUGUUCGCUGCGAAGAGGGACGGGGACCCCGGGGCGGAGAGCCCGUGCGAGGUGAAGACCGUCACCGUGUCCACCUUGCCGGUUCUCCGAGAGAACGAGUUCAGCUUCACCAGCGGCGGUUCAGGCAGCUUGUCCGGGGGAGUGGGGGACUCUCAGCUCCUUCUGCUCGUCAGGACGGACGUGCCUGGAAAAAUCACUGUCUUGGAUGACCUGGAAAACACGGCUCUGCCGUUCUUCACCCUGGAGAUGUCGGGCACCGGUAUCGAGGUCUCGCUCGUCCACUGGAAGCAGCGGUGGCUGGACAAUGGCACGCUGUAUUUCCACGUGUCCCUGAGCGGCGCCGAGCAGCUGGCCCAGGUCACGGAGCCCACGGAGCGCGAGCUGGCCCACGUCCUGCACGAGCACGCACACCUGCUGCACGUCUCUGUCAUGGGAAGCCUGAUCGCUCUGCUGCUGCUGGUCCUGCUCUUCGCCAUGGUUCUGUACGCACGGCGGCACUGGUGUAAACGCCGUCAUGUGCCCCAGAAGAGAGGGAGCACCGAGGCGACCCACGAGAUCCACUACAUCCCGUCUGUGCUGCUGGGGCCACAGGGUCGUGACGGCUUCCAUAACAGCCGGCUGCAGCCGCCCGAUCCCGUCAUCAGCAUGUCCAUUCGGGAGACGCCCAUCCUGGACGAUUAUGACUGUGAGGAGGACGAGCGUCUGGGCCAGAACAUCGACCGGCUGCACAACCAGCUGUGCAGCCAGGCUGCUGACUACAAGGGGGAGGAAAUUUACAGCACCAAAGUGACCCACACCAUGGAGAGAAUGUACAAGACAGAAGACAGCCAUAAACGUGGACCUGAUCAGAGAGCGGUUGACCCCAAACAAGAAACAGUGGAGACCUUGAUGCUGAAGUUCAAGGAGAGCUUCCGCACCAACACACCGGUAGAGAUCACACACUUGCAGCAGGUGACAUGCAGUGCCUACACUGGCAGGAAGAGGCGACGCAGUCACUGCAGAGGAGGACCUGUUUUCGGGCAGCCAGAGGACUCGGGAUCAGAAGCAGAUGAUGAAGCACAAAUGAAGUUCUACACAGCACACCAAAGGGGGCGCCGUCGCAGCAAAGGUGCUGUGCGCAGCCCAGUGAACAAGGCCACUCUGACAUUGCUCACCAUCAGCAUGUGCAUCUCAGCUGUGGUGUACAGCAGCCAGCUGUCCUGCCCCCUCACGGUGAAGGUGAUCCUGCACGUCCCAGAGCACUUCGUUGCUGACGGGAGCAUUUUUGUGGUGAGCAUGGGGAGUUACCUUGAUGUGUCGGACUGGCUGAAUCCUGCCAAGCUGGUCCUCUACUACCAAACCAACUCCAGCAGCCAGUGGGUGAGGGACUACUGCGGACAGAGGACCACCACCCCGUGUGAGCAGCUCUGUGACCCCGACUCAGGUGAAUGCAGCUGUCAUGAGGGAUACUCCCCUGACCCGGUACACAAACACCUCUGUGUUCGGAGCAACUGGGGACACAACGAAGGUCCAUGGCCCUAUUCAAACCUAGAAAAGGGUUAUGACCUUGUUACAGGAGAGCAAGCUCCAGAAAAAAUAUUCCGAUCCACCUAUGGGCUUGGACAAGGGCUGUGGCUUCCAGUAAGCAAAAGCUUUGUUGUGCCCCCAGUAGAGCUGUCAAUCAAUCCUAUAGCUAGCUGCAAGACUGAUGUGCUGGUAACUGAUGACCCGGGGGAUGUUCGGGAAGAGUCUAUCAGGUCCACACAUUUCGAGACGGUGGAUGACCUGCUCUCCUCCUUUGGACCAGUUCGCGACUGCUCCAAGGACAAUGGUGGCUGCAGGAAGAACUUCAAGUGCGUGUCUGAUCGGCGUCUGGACUCCUCAGGCUGCGUGUGUCCUGAGGGCUUGCGGCCUAUGAAGGAUGGCUCCGGUUGCUAUGACUACUCAAAGGGGACGGACUGCUCCGACGGCUUUAACGGUGGCUGUGAGCAGCUGUGCCUCCAGCAGGUUCUGCCCCUGCCGGAUGACCCCUCCUCCAGCAAUGUGUACAUGUUCUGUGGGUGUGUGGAGGAGUACCGCCUUGCCCCAGAUGGCCGCUCCUGCAUGAUGCAGACAGACAUGUGUGACAGGCCCUCCUGCCAUCGACAAAACACCAUUGUGAACAGCACCCUCUUUGGGGAGAUGCUGCAUGGAUACAACAAUAAGAGCCAGCAGGUCAACCUGGGCCAGAUCUUCCAGAUGAGCUUCAGGGAUAACAACUAUAUCAAGGACUUUCCCCAGCUGGCUGAUGGCCUCAUGGUCAUUCCCCUACCUGUGGAGGAGCAGUGUCGAGGCAUGCUGUCUGAGCCACAGGCCAACCUGCACCUCCUCACAGGAGAUGCCAAAUUCAAUGAAGCCUUGGGCUAUCCCAUGGUGCAACAGUGGAGAGUACGGAGCAACUUAUACAAAGUGAAGCUUAGUUCCAUCACACUGUCUGCAGGUUUUUCCAAGGUCUUGAAGAUGCUGAACUCUGAGAGCACAAGAGAGGAGUUGCUGUCCUUCAUCGAGCAGUACGGCACUCACUACGUGUCCGAAGCGCUCUAUGGCUCUGACCUCACCUGCACCAUUUACUUUCCCAGCAAGAAGGUCCAGCAGCAGCUCUGGCUGCAGUAUCAAAAAGAGACGACGGACGCUGGAAGCCGGCGCGAGCUGAGAUCCAUGCCUUUCAUCACCUACCUGACUGGUCUCCUGGCGGCCCAGCAGCUGGCUGAAGAUCAACUGGUGUCGGGGGUGGAUAUACACUGUGAGGAGAAGGGGCAGUGCCCGGUUACCUGUCACCUGUGUCGCCAUUCCGGACGAGAGCAGACUGGACCCACCCCCGUCCUGCUGGAGGUGACCCGCAUUGUGCCCCUCUACAGCCUGGUGCAGGACAACAUCACCAAGGAGGCUUUCAAAAGUGCCACAAUGAGCUCAUACUGGUGUGCAGGGAAGGGUGAUGUAAUCGAGAACUGGUGUCGCUGUGACCUGAGUGCCUUCAGCAAGGAUGGCCUGCCCAACUGCAGUCCCCUCCGGCAGCCCGUCCUUCGUCUAGCUCCUCACCUUGAGCCCUCUAGCACAAUGGUGGCCCUGGAGUGGUUGGAUGUGGAGCCUCUCAUUGGCUGCAAGGUUUCUGAUUACAUCAUACAGCAUAAGAAGGUGGAGGACCAAUCAGAAGCAGAGAUCUAUACAGGGGAGGUGCUGAGCUUUGCAGAGGACCUCUUGGCCGGCUUGGGAUCCUCCUGCGUCGUGGCUGGAAAACGCUACAGUGAUCAUCCCGCCUCCAUUCUCUACUCUCUGAUCUUCAAAUGCCUGGAGCCUGACAGCCUCUACAAGUUCACGCUUCACGCCAUAGACAGCCGGGGACGGCACUCGGAGUCCAGCUUUGUCUUUGUCCGGACGUCCUGCCCCGUGGUCGAUGACAAUAUGGCAGAGGAGAUCGCAGACAAAGUGUACAACUUGUACAACGGCUACACCAGCGGAAAGGAGCAGCAAAUGGCGUACAACACGCUGAUGGACAUUCCUCCUCCCAUGCUCUACCGGGUGCAGUACCACUACGACUCGCACUAUGAGCGCUUCGGCGACUUCGUGUGGCGGAGUGAGGACGAGCUCGGCCCCAGGAAAGCUCAUCUUAUCCUGAGGAGGGUGGAUCACAUUAGCCGGUUCUGUGGGGCCCUUCUGCGUAGUGCCUACAUCCGGAGCCGGACAGACACCGUACCCUACGCUUUCUGUCGGAGUGAUGAGACACGACCAUCCAGCUCAGUGUGGCACAGCUCACUACAGGAGACACGUGUGUCUUGUGUGGAGAAGAUCAUGUCCAUUCCACGCAACACUUAUGCGGAGUCUAAGCUACGAUGAAAAGCCUUCGUCAUAGGUCCUUCUUCACUGGCUUCUCUUUGGAUGGUUUUCAUAAAAACUAACACGUCCAACACCUUAAUAGUGAUAAUUAAAAUGAAUGCAUAAAAUAUUCUUUUUAUAUUUUUUUUAAGGGGACUUGUGAAAACAAGUCCAAUGAGUUAAAAUACCAUCUGUUGAAAAGAGUACUGAGGAAACAUAUGUAUUGCACAAGAAAUGCCAAUGGUUGGAGACAGAAAGCAAAUGUUUUUAUUAUUAUUUAUUAUUAUUAUUUUUAUGGUGCUUUAACUUCGUUGGCAAAGAAGAUCAACAAUGCUGAACAAAUCAAGAAAGUCACCUGGACACAUUUAAUUUUGACAGCUAACAGGAUUGUUUUGAUUUGGAACUGAUAUCAAGAUACCUGUACCAUAGCCAAUUAAAUCUUUAUUACAAAGGACUACAUAGGCAUAAUAUUAUAUAUUAAAUAAAAUUUAUUUGCCUUUUACAGUCAAAUUGACUUAUAGCAGUGAUGUUACCGCAAGAAUGCUUUUUAGAAAGCAAGUCAAAACCUCCAGUAAUCAUUUGUUCAUGUUUUCCUUAUUUCUUUGUAGACAACAAACUUUGGGUAAAAUAGAAAACUAACUGGUCAAUGACACAUUAGCAAUUCAAGUGGGCAGUUUCUCUAAAAUAAGCAGGAGACGGAACUGAAUGACCACAAGAUGCUAUGUUUGUUCCAGUGUCUUUUCAUUUCAAAUUGCCAAAAAUAUAGUUUAAUGUAACCCACAAAAAUUUAUAUAUUUAGAAUAAUACAUUUAAACUGUUCAUUAACAAGCCUGUUAUGCAAGACAUCAGUGUGUUCAAUUAUGCAAAAAAACUAAACGCUACAUGAAAAUUUGUAUUUUUGUCUGAAUUUGUUUUUUUUUUGUCAUUUGAUUGAAAGAUGGUUAUCAAAUGUUAUGCAGAAAAGAAAAAAAUGUACAUUAUGUGUGACGGAGGGUCAUGCACUUUUAAUAUCUCUGUCUAUAUUUUGUAAUAAUAAAAUCCAUAGUCCAAUACAGUAAAAUAUAUAAUGGUGCAAGGAUUAAAUGAAGAAACAAAUGCCCCAAAUACACCUAAAAUAAACACACACAAAAAUGCAGGCCAUCAGAUCAAGCUAAACACUAACACUACCUCCAUGUACAAUAGUUUGACAAUGAAUCAUUCAGGUCCUGCAUAUGAUCAUAAUAAAUUUCUAAUAACAUCAAUAUUAUGCCGUAGAGAUAUGCAGCACUACAGUGAUGUCUGAGGUGCAGGAAAAAGUGUUCACUGUGCAAAUGUUGACACUUAUCGAUCUGUUUAAACAGAAAGCGUGACUACCCACACCAGAACCAAUUCAUUUUUUGUCAAUGUAAUAAAUAAAUGCAUAAAUAGAUGUAUAGACUUAUUACCUAAAAUUUAUCAUACUGAACAGAAUGGUUUAAGUAUCAUUACUUUUUGUCAUAAAAUGAAAAAUGCAAAAGAAAUUCAAGCUUUUUUUAAGCAUCCAAAAACUGUUUAUAUACUACAGGAUAGUACAGGAUUUGCUAAACAUAAGGAGAGAAAAAAAACUUGGUUAUCAAACAAUUCUUUUAGUGUUUUGACAUUUUUUUAAUUCAUAUUUAUUAACUGUCUUUGCCAGGUGUGGAGUUAAUAUUUCCGUAAGUUUUGUUUUCAGUGGGCACUACUGAGUACUCUGUUUGCAGUAAGACUGAAGGUAUAUACGAAAAACACAAAAUUGUCAUCUAGCUGCAAUUUCUGUACUAAGGUGAGGCAUUCCAGUCAUUCCAAUCAUUUAAUAUAAUAAUUCCUUUAUUCUUUUGAUUUUUUUUUCAAUGCUUAAGAUUACAGUGAGAUAAAUUAAGCCUUUUUAAAAACAGCUAAGAUGGGAGUUUUCACCACAAAAUGAAUGUGUGAGACGGGAUUUCUAAAUCAGAAAAACACGACAUACUUCCUCAGAUUCUCAAGUUUUGAUGUUUUCAACAUUUGGAAAGAAACUAUGGGAUUAUGGGAAUGCAUCAGACACAGUCAUCAGCAAAAAUCUGGGAGCAUAAAAAUUCCAAAAGUAUGAAUGAUGGAGGUACAGUAAAUAAAACAUUUUUAAUAUUUAACUGAAAAACUACUAUUUGUUUUCAUUUUCGUCAGUAAUUUUUCAUGACGUAUGAGGAUUCUUUGAAUGGAUAAUUAUAGGUAAUUGCUUGUGUCAUGUAACAAUUUGUCUGAUGGACAGUGAUUAGUUUUGUUAGUAAGGUGGAGAGUAAAUGGUAGAGGGUAAGAGCUGAAUAUCUGUGCCCAGUAUUUUACAUUCCACAAUUAUAGUGCAAGGGCCCUCAUUUGUAUUUAUUCUAAUAUCAUUUCGAGCUUUAUAAGCCAUAUAAUACCAUUUUGGCAUUUACUGUAGCAUUGGAAUCUUUGCAUGCAUACUACAAGUACCACUUCACACC
This is a messenger RNA of Paramormyrops kingsleyae, 6856 nucleotides long. RefSeq names its product astrotactin-2-like. Gene Ontology annotation, biological process: neuron migration; neuron cell-cell adhesion. The record is from RefSeq and is a predicted model, not a curated record. Gene Ontology annotation, molecular function: protein binding. NCBI's taxonomy places the organism in Eukaryota, Metazoa, Chordata, Actinopteri, Osteoglossiformes, Mormyridae. Gene Ontology annotation, cellular component: membrane; endosome.